AUGGGAACCAACCCCCCUACCGUUGCUCGAACGCAACGCUUUGAUGGCACAUCCCAACAGCCUCCCCAAGAAGGUCGCGUCAAUGCUGGAAAAUCAAAAGGCGUUGCAGGCAAACCAUUGGCCUGUAGUCUACACCCAGAGCCAAUCCUCGAGCUCAAGACUCAGGAUACCGAUCCUUACAAUUACCAUCGAACCAGUCCUCAUUUCAUGUGCAUCGUUGAGCUCGUUGCGAAUGAUGAAAGAGGGUCUCCGGUACAGGAUGGACUAGGUGGAUCAUUAGUCUCUUCUUUGCACAAUUUGAGAAUCAAAGAUGAUAAAGCAGAUCACGCUUAUUUCAUCUUUGGGGAUUUGUGCCCCAAAUUGGUUGGAACUUUCUGCCUCAAGUUCGUUCUCUUCGAAAUGCGUUCCGAUAGUGCCACAAGCAGCAACAGCACAUAUGCAAAGCUUCUGACAUCAAUCAUCAGCCAGCCUUUUGUCAUCAAAGAGGCAAAAGGUGUCGGUAUCUCGAAGGCAUCAACUCCUUUGACGCGAAUGGUAGCUGAGUGUGGCGUCAAGAUCAGGGUUAGAAAGGAGCCAACGAACAAGCGCAAGCAAUCUCAAACCAGUUGGGCUGUACGUGGCCCAACAGAGCCAAACCUUCUCCGGGUACAAGCCCCUGUGCUGAAAGAUGUACUCGGUUUCGACCCUAGUCAACCGCAAUAUCCCAACCACGCUAAUAGUCUUGGUGUACAUUCCCAAUACGCCAGCCGCCCGUUACUAAAUCCCCUCCCAACUCAUUUGGGGCAGAUCACACCGCCCACUCGGGGUGUGGAGGGGAUCUUGGAUCGUGUCUCCGUGCAAAUGCCAAAUUCGGCUCAGGAAAGCACUUCAAAGACAGAAGGGCUUUCAAACGACGACGGCCACUUAAACAAGAAGGUCCAUCCAACCCAAGAGAGCCACUCUAACAACCUCAACCACCUGAAUGUUGGAAAUUUGAGACAUUAUAGGCCUAAUGCAACUGUGAUGGCCGGUUACGGUGCUCAGGCAUUGCCUCUGAAUAAUGAUCCAGCUUACCAGACGUCUGGAAGCCAAUUCAUGUUCAGUGGUGCAAUUAGCAACUUUAACAGUUUGACCGCGGAGGGGCACACGGGCCCCGGUGCUCAAUUUUUCGACGUGUUGUCUGGUCGUAAUACUCAGAUGAGUAACACGGGGCCUGGAUUCUCUCCUCCGAUGAGCACUUCAGUGUCUACAACCAAUUCUCAGAUGGGAAACAUGGUCUCUCCUCUAAGAAGUAAAACUGGGAGAGAUGAUGGUAGUUCUGCCGGCUUUGGCUCCAGGAGCCAAUUUUCAAGCCUCUCGAGUGGCUUGGUCGAGUGGGAUCCUAUGGUGACGUCGACCAAUUCAUACGACCAGUUAUACUCGUCCAGCAUGCCAACCAACACACAAAAUACCACCAAUAUGCCACCCUCUGGCAGUGUGCUAUUCGCCAGCCAGAAUACUGGCAAUGUAUCACACACUGGAAGUGUACUGUGCGCCACGCCGUACACCACAAGCAUGUCAUCAAUGCCACAGUACAUCCCUCGCUUGCCAGACGCUACCUCACAAGGGGGCCAAUACUCAACCAGCAUGGCAAAUGCUGCACAAGAUCCCAUCAGCAUGGCAGAGAUGCCAUUCUACAAUUCACAAUACCCGAGCAGCACGGCAUCUCAAGGCACACAGAAGCUCGCAGGAUACGAAUGGCAAUUUGGUAGUGGCUAUGGAGCCACUCCUAGUAUGGUCACUCAUGGUUGA
Molecule: messenger RNA, 1770 nt
Organism: Exophiala bonariae
Lineage: Eukaryota; Fungi; Ascomycota; Eurotiomycetes; Chaetothyriales; Herpotrichiellaceae
Exons: 5
Coding region: 1-1770 (589 amino acids)
Source: RefSeq, a predicted model, not a curated record